Molecule: messenger RNA, 1808 nt
Organism: Triticum aestivum (bread wheat)
Lineage: Eukaryota; Viridiplantae; Streptophyta; Magnoliopsida; Poales; Poaceae
Product: BTB/POZ and MATH domain-containing protein 1
Exons: 1
Coding region: 85-1389 (434 amino acids)
Biological process (GO): protein ubiquitination
Molecular function (GO): protein binding
Source: RefSeq, a predicted model, not a curated record
CCCAGCCUGCCUCCGCGCGCCUCGCGUUCACAUACGUCGCCUUCACACCGAGGUCGAGGUGCCACGGCCGGCCGGGGAUCAUCUAUGGCCGCCACCGGAUUCAACUCCAAAGCGUCGCCGCUGGAGCCACAUCCCAUCAGGGCUUUCAUAUCCAAACGUGAGACCGGCGAGAACUCAGAGUCCAGCUUCGAGGCCACCACCACCACCGUGCAGCACGUCCUCAGGAUCAAAGGAUACCCAGCGCUGAGCGAGAUCUACCCAAACGGCAAAGGCUUCAGGUCGGACUCCUUCCCCGUGGGAGGCACGAGCUGGCACAUCGACUUCUUCCCCAAUGGCGACAACCCGGAGAGAGCUGGCUUCGUGUCCGUUUUCGCCGUUCUCGAUCGCACGGGCACCGGGGUCUCCACCAUGGCCAAGGUCGGGUUCGACCUGCUCGACCAGGCCACCGGAGAGCCCGUGCCGCGCUACGCUAGGGCCGGCAACAUCCACGAUUUUACCCAGCUGGGUGAAUACUGGGGCUUUGGCGACUUCAUCAAGCGGGAAGAGCUCGACAAAGACAAGGACUUGCUCAAUGACGGCAGUGCUCUCUCCGUCAGGUGCAACGUCAUGGUCCUUGAUUUCCUGGCAGCCCCCGCCAUGCCGCCGCCACCGGACUGGCCACUGCACCUGCGUGACCUCCUGCAUAGCGGGCAGGGCGCGGACGUGAGGUUCCUGGUCGGCGAGGAGACUUUCGCCGCGCACCGGUGCCUGCUGGCGGCGCGGUCGCCGGUGUUCAAGGCGGAGCUCUAUGGCCCAAUGAUGGAGGGCGCCACCCACAGCAUACGGAUCGACGGCAUGAGAGCCGAGGUGUUCAACAACUUGCUGCAUUUCGCAUACACCGACUCGCUGCCGCAGUCGGAGCACCAAGACGACGAUGACGACGACGUUGUGGUCGCGAUGGCCCAGCAUCUCAUGGUGGCUGCGGACAGGUAUGCCAUGGAGAGACUCAAGCUGCUCUGCGAGGACGUGCUACGCCGGAAAAUCAGCGUGGCGACGGCGGCGACCACUCUGGCCUUGGCUGAGCAGCAUGGCUGCCACAGGCUAAAGGAGGCGUGCUUUGAGCUCAUCCUCAGGUCUCCAACCACACUAGAUCAAGCCAUGACACCAGAUGACUUGGAUCAUCUCUCCAAAACCUGCCCUUCUCUUUUGAAUGAGUUGACCUCCAAGCAUGCCGCCAUUUAUUCUAACCUCAACAAUGAAAAGCCGGAGAAAUCGCUUCCUUCAUCAAACAGAAAAAGGAGAAGAGCACCGACACCAAGCUUGGGGGCGGCCACCGUUCGCCACACCCGCCGGCGCCCCGCUCCAACACCCAGCGCCAACCAGCUCCCUGCUCGCCGUCUUCUUGGUUGAGGAGAAGGAGGAUGACGAGGAGAUGCGAGGCACACGGCGGAAGAGGAGGACAACGCAAGGAGACGGCAGGCGCACACAUCAUGUUUAAACAUCUUCGCAGGAAUAUAUGCAGAGGAAAAUUCAUAAAUAAUUGAUGAGUACAUGCAAUAUAAUUGAGCUCAACUUCUUGCCCAUUUGGUAUUACAUUGGGAUGUCGUGUAAGUGGGUAUUCAUGUUUCCCUGUGCCUUGUGUUUGUACGUGCCAUCAAACAUCUUGAUUCGGAUGGGACCUAUGCCUACAAUCUUGCAUGGUGAAUUAUGAAAACCCAAAACAAAACCCGCAGCAGUAGUAGAAUCAAAAGUAGUAAACCAAUCUCUACGUGGGCACAUAUGAAAAGUACAUGCAGUGUCAAGUACCCAGUCAUCAUUGGUCUCAGCAC